Messenger RNA from Sorghum bicolor (sorghum), 1047 nucleotides. Its product is annotated as late embryogenis abundant protein 2. Lineage: Eukaryota; Viridiplantae; Streptophyta; Magnoliopsida; Poales; Poaceae. Gene Ontology annotation, biological process: response to stress. The transcript has 2 exons. The record is from RefSeq and is a predicted model, not a curated record. The coding region runs from base 269 to 577 and encodes 102 amino acids. Gene Ontology annotation, cellular component: mitochondrion.
GCCCCCUUGGACAUGUUCCUUCCAAGAGCCUUCGCGUUAAUCCCGCGGCCAUCAUCUUGAUUUGGUCCCUUGCUUCCGUCUCCUCUCUAGCUAGCUUGCUCUAUAUAACAAGAGCCACCCUGCACCAUCUCUCUUCUCACAUCUGAAUAAACAGAAGCAGCUGUCAGGAAGACAUAUUUUCAACAGAUUCAGAGAAAGAGCUAGCAUAUAGAGAGGUAAAGAGCGAGAGAGCUACGGAGAGGAUUAUCAACCUACAGCUAGAGCUUCCAUGGAGAGAGUUGCAUCAAGCUGUGUCAGCCUCCUAGCACAAAGGAGGGCCUACUCUGUGGCCGCGGCCAUGGCGAAGGGAGUCGCACGGAGGGGCGCCGACGAGAAGAAGGCGGCGGCGGCGGCGGUGACCAAGCGCGUGAUGGGCAAGAAGGAAGUGAACACCGCAGCCGCUGCUGCGGCGGAGGAGAAGAAGGCGUGGGUGCCGGACCCUGUGACCGGCUACUAUCGCCCAGCAGGUAGCGCUGCCAAGGAGGUGGACGCCGCGGAGCUGCGCGCCAAGCUGCUCACGGAGGCUGCGGCCAACUGAUUAAUCACACGGUUACCUUGUCGAGCUCGAGCAUGCAUGAGUUGGCUGUCCACCACUCCACCUAGCUUCUCUUGCUUUAAGAUCCGCGCUCGUUGAUCGCGGGGCUCCUUGGCCUAGAGCAUGAGGGUGCUCUAUACCUGUUCUCUGCAGCAUCUAUUAGUAUAGUAUCGUCAGGAAGUGCUCCGCCCCGUGUCUUCUUUUUAAGAAAGAAGAAGAAGAAGGAGAAGAAGGAAAAAGUUCCCGGCUUCUACUACAGCCAUACACGUCCAAACCUUACUAUAUGUAUUUUAUGCUCAAUCGCUGAUUAUCUGCACAUCAUCAUCAUAUCAUAUAUCUGAAUGAUACAUAUAUAAUAAGCAUUUCCUUCUUGUCUAGCCACCACCUUCUUGGCUAUAUAGUCCAGAAGGACAGAACAAAACAUUGCAAGGUUCAUGAUGGUUAAUUUCAGUUUUGGUUUUUGUUUCAUAGCC